This is a messenger RNA of Aspergillus versicolor CBS 583.65, 1613 nucleotides long. RefSeq lists its product as uncharacterized. The record is from RefSeq and is a predicted model, not a curated record. Gene Ontology annotation, molecular function: oxidoreductase activity. Bases 257 to 1405 code for a protein of 382 amino acids. The transcript is spliced from 5 exons. NCBI's taxonomy places the organism in Eukaryota, Fungi, Ascomycota, Eurotiomycetes, Eurotiales, Aspergillaceae.
CUCGUGUUGAUGACAAGCUAGCGCACACUGCUGACAGUCUUUUAGUAUUCAUGAAAUAUCUAUGCUUCGGAGUUAAUCCACGAGAAGCCUUGGAGCUUUCCGACUUCUCCGUUUGAUAUACGUACACGAUGUUCUCAAGGGCAAUGAAGAUGUAUAAAGACCGGCGGAGCCUCGUCUUCUGGCAAUUCUAACCCAAGUUCAACAUCGUUUGAGAGCCCGAACUUUUGCCAUCUUUUCGCUUUCAUCAUCUGAUAAAAUGUCUUUCUGGACCUUCGCACCUAAGCCAAAAACCCCGUUGGGGUAUCAUCGAGUGCUCGCUCCAACUGCGGGCGUCAAGGUUUCUCCUUUGUGUUUGGGAGGAAUGAGCUUUGGUGAGGGAUGGGAGCACUUCAUGGGCAAAUGUAAAAAAGAUGAAGCAUUUGCGUUGAUGGAUGAAUUUUACAACAUGGGCGGGAAUUUCAUCGAUACGGCGAAUAAUUACCAGCAAGGUGAUUCUGAGAGAUGGAUUGGUGAGUGGAUGGAAAGCCGCGCAAACCGCGAGCAGAUGGUCAUCGCCACCAAAUACACGACUGGUUUCCGCGACGCCCACCUCGAAACUGAGCGAAUCCAAUCCAAUUUUGUUGGCAACUCGAUGAAAUCGCUGAAAGUGUCGGUGAACUACAGCUUAAAGCACCUCCGGACCGACUAUAUUGAUCUGCUCUAUGUGCACUGGUGGGACUUCACGAGCGGUGUUGAAGAGGUCAUGCACGGACUGAAUUCACUGCUUUCGGCUGGAAAGGUUCUGUAUCUUGGUGUAUCGGACACACCCGCCUGGAUUGUUGUCAAGGCCAACGAUUACGCCCGUGCCAAUGGCCUGCGGCCCUUUUCUGUCUACCAAGGGCUGUGGAACCCGCUGCAUCGUGAUAUGGAGAGCGAAAUCGUCCCCAUGUGCCGAGACCAGGGAAUGGGCACUGCCCCAUGGGGGCCCCUGGCCCAGGGAAAGUUGAAGUCUCCUGAAGCUCGAGAGCUUAGUAGUGGAGGCCGAUCUGAUGAUGCAAUGACUGAGGAUGAGAUUCGCGUCUCGGACACCCUGGAUAAGGUAGCGAAGAGCAAGAAUACGAGUCUUCCGGCUGUGGCCCUUGCAUAUCUCCUCCACAAGUCGCCAUAUGUCUUCCCAAUCAUCGGGCAGAGAAAGAUCGAGCACUUGAAAGCAAACGUUGAAGCACUCGGAAUCGAGCUAUCCAAAGAGGACAUGGACCGGAUUGAUACGGCAGUGGCCUUCAACCCUGGGUUCCCAAUGAACUUCAUCUUUCACGGCAAAUAUGAUUUGACCCUCACGGCUGCUGACGUGCCCCUGACACGGAAAGCUGGUCAUAUUGACGCGCCGCCUCACCCGAGCAUCAUUUCACCUAGGAAAGAGGCUUAAUCUUGUAGACUGCAAAGGACAACUAUCACUAGUCUACUAGUACAUUUCCUAAGAUAUGCCUUGUCUCCUGAAAACCAAUGCCAAUUCUGUUUAGCAUAUGCCGUCUUACUAGUCAAUGUGGCAGCGGAUUCUUGUAGAUUAGUGAUUUUGUUAGUAGAGUGGUGCAUAUUGCGACUCAUGAGUUAUGCAGUAACAGGCUUAGGUGGUG